CAGACGGACUCACAGAGACAAACAUGUGGAGGUUUGUGUUGUUGCUGCAGUUGGUUUGGACAUGGACGAGCUCGGCACUGGUCAGGGUCCCUUUGAGGCGGAUGCCCUCGACUCGUUCCCAGCUGCGUGCUGAAGGCCUGCUGCGAGAGUUCCUGAAGGACCACCAUCCUGACAUGUUCAGCCGACGCUACGCUCAAUGCUACCCGCCUGGCACACCAUCUCUGCGGCUCGGACGCUACAGCGAGAAGAUCUACAAUUUCAUGGACGCUCAGUACUAUGGUGAAAUCAGUUUGGGGUCUCCAGAGCAGAACUUCUCUGUGGUUUUUGACACCGGAUCAUCUGAUCUCUGGGUGCCAUCAUCCUACUGUGUCAGCCAAGCCUGUGCUCAGCACAGACGUUUCAGGGCAUUUGAGUCAACUUCAUUUCAUCACGAUGGUCGGAUGUUUGGGAUUAACUACGGAUCCGGACACCUGCUGGGAGUCAUGGCUCGAGACACAGUGAAGGUUGGGGGUCUGACCGCCCUAAACCAAGAGUUUGGGGAGUCGGUCUACGAGCCUGGUGCUGCUUUUGUAAUGGCCAAAUUUGACGGUGUUCUUGGGUUGGGUUACCCAUCCCUGGCAGAGAUCCUUGGGAACCCCGUUUUUGACAACCUGAUGGCACAGAAGGCCGUAGAGGAACCCAUCUUCUCUUUCUACCUCAGCAGGAGAACCUCUGAAAGCGACCCAGUUGGUGAACUGUUGCUGGGCGGAACAGACGAGAUGUAUUACACUGGACCAAUUAACUGGCUUCCUGUGACUGCCAAGGCAUACUGGCAGAUCAAGAUGGACAGCAUUGCAGUGCAAGGCAUGAGUUCAUUCUGUCCCCAGAGUUGCCAGGCCAUAGUUGAUACUGGAACCUCCCUCAUCGCCGGACCAACCAAUGACAUCCUCAACCUUCAGCAGCUAAUUGGAGCAAGUCCAACAAACAUAGGAGAGUUCCUUCUCGACUGUGCCAGAUUGUCCAGUUUGCCUCAUGUGACAUUUCUCCUUGGUGGAAAAGAGUACACACUUACUGCUGAACAAUACGUUAGGAAGGAGAUGCUUGGAGACAGGGAGCUGUGCUUCAGUGGUUUCCAGGCCGUCGACAUCGUAACUCCCGAAGGCCCCCUGUGGAUUCUGGGAGAUGUGUUUCUGACUCAGUUUUAUAGCAUAUUUGACAGAGGACAGGACCGGGUUGGAUUUGCCCUCGCUAAGCACCCAGCUCAAGAAUAACCAAAUGGUUCAAUGGCAACUGAUCAAUAAAUAAUGUAAAAUGUAAAGACCUUGACAGCAUUUUGUAAUUCUUGUAAUGGAAACAAUGCAAAUGGAAAAAGCACAGUAACUAUAGAAAGUACUCACCCCUAUGGAUGUUUUGUCCUUUUAUUGGUUUUAUGAAUCAACCAUGAUGUGA
Messenger RNA from Cheilinus undulatus (humphead wrasse), 1428 nucleotides. RefSeq names its product nothepsin (gene nots). Gene Ontology annotation, molecular function: aspartic-type endopeptidase activity. The record is from RefSeq and is a predicted model, not a curated record. The transcript has 9 exons. Bases 24 to 1250 code for a protein of 408 amino acids. Gene Ontology annotation, biological process: proteolysis. NCBI's taxonomy places the organism in Eukaryota, Metazoa, Chordata, Actinopteri, Labriformes, Labridae.